GACUACUAUGGGCGGACCAGUCUGGAAGGAAGAAUCCAGUGCAGAGAUUUUAAUGCUCUGAGAACAGGGCAUACCAACUCUUCAAUCGUCUCAUACAACUCUAUUUCCUACCAUUAAAUACAUCAACUUCACAGAGAGCAGAUCAGGGGAUCUAUUUGCAAGCAGUUUGAGGACAACCUACUGAAUUAUUGAAAAAGCCCAAUAAGGUUAUCUCUGAUCUGCAUUACACCAUGUGGAUGACAAGCCUGGUAGCCCUGGUGCUCCUGGCAACUUCAGCUUCAGCUGCUACCUCAGCUUCACCAGACAAAGUCCUGAGUAACCAUGCCACCAUCCUGGCUGACAACAGCGCAAAGUUGGCUUUCAGUCUCUACCAAAACAUGGCUAAGGAAAAAAAUCUAGAAAACAUCCUAAUUUCCCCUGUAGUAGUGGCCUCCUCUCUGGGUCUGGUUGCUCUUGGGGGCAAAGCCUCGACUGCCUCUCAGGUAAAAAAAAUUCUGAAUGCAGCUAAAGUUAAAGAUGAGCAGCUGCACUCUGGUCUGGCUGAGCUCCUGUCUGAGGUGAGCAACCAAAAGACCCGCAAUGUCACCUGGAAAAUUAGCAACCGCCUGUAUGGACCCAGCUCUGUCACCUUUGUGGAGGAUUUUGUCAAGAGCAGCAAAAAGCACUAUAACUGUGACCACUCCAAGAUAAACUUCAGAGAUAAGAAGAGUGCUGUGAAGUCCAUCAACGAGUGGGUGGCCAAUACUACUGAUGGCAAACUGCUGGAGGUCACCAAGGACGUAGACAAGACUGAUGGGGCGAUGAUCAUCAAUGCUAUGUUUUUUAAACCACAUUGGGACGAGCAGUUCCAUCAUAAGAUGGUGGACAACCGUGGAUUUAUGGUAUCCCGUGGCUACACUGUUUCAGUACAGAUGAUGCACCGCACAGGUCUCUAUGGCUUCUAUGAGGACAAAACCAAUAAGUUAACUAUCCUGAGCAUGCCUCUGGCUCAUAAGAAGUCAACUGUGGUGAUCAUCAUGCCCCAGCAAGUGGAACUUCUGGAGAGACUGGAGAAGAUGCUGACCAAGACGCAGCUGGAUAAGUGGAUGGGCAAGCUGCAGCAGACACCAGUAGCUGUGUCUCUGCCCAAAGUCAGCAUGGAAGUCAGUCACAACCUGCAGAAACACCUUGGGGAGUUGGGCCUGACAGACGCUAUCAACAAAUCCAAAGCUGACUUAUCCAACAUCUCUGGGAAGAAGGAUCUCUACCUGUCCGGUGUGUUGCACGCCUCUGCCAUGGAAUGGGACACUGAUGGAAACAAAAUUGACAUGAGCAUCUUUAGUACAGACCAGCUGAAAAACCCUAAACUGUUCUACGCUGACCACCCUUUCAUCUUCCUAGUGAAGGACCAGAAAACAAAGUGCAUCCUGUUCCUUGGCAGGAUGGUCAGGCCAAAGGGUGAUAAGAUGAGAGAUGAAUUGUAACCAUAUUGAGUUAGAAGCCUGACUGUGUGUGUGAGUGUAUAUUUUCUACUACAAUAUGCUGAGAGAAAUGGGAAAUGAAAUGCAUGUUUUACAUCACACUAGUGCAUUCCUUUAGAGGCCAACAGCAUUCCACAACACAUGGCUGAAGAGAUGUGUUUAAACAUUUGAUCCUGUAUUUUAGUGAGCAAAACAUUGUACGCACCUUUUUUAACUUGAUGAAUAUUUGAUAUCAUCAUAUGGCUUUUUUGUUUGCGUUGGCAGAUCAUAUUACAGAUUGAAGACUUACAUUAAGUUUGAUUGCCCUGAUUAAUGCCUGAGAUAUAAAUGCAUCGUUAUGUUUCAGCACAAAUAUGUGUUAACUAUCUUUCUAAAAUGUGUACAACAAUUUUACUUUUGUAGAGAUCUUAUGGUGCUUGUUGUUUAAUUUAGUUUGUAAAGCAUGGCUGCUUUUAAUUGAUCAACUCAAAGGAUCUUCUUUGUACUGCUUUCCACCACAAGCAGUUCAAUAUACUGUAUGUCUAAUGUAAUGCUGUUAUUAUGUUAUUCAUCCUCCCUGAAUGCACUGAUCUACACUGGCAAACAAACCACAUUUUGGCUGAUUUAAUAAGAAUUACCUAUAAAACAUGUGUGCACACGAGUUGACAAUUUCAAAUAUGAAUUGUUUUAGACUGUUACAAAUGUCAAGUUUUUGCAAUAAAAGUAUUAGAACACAA
Cottoperca gobio is the source of this 2176-nucleotide messenger RNA. RefSeq names its product serpin peptidase inhibitor, clade H (heat shock protein 47), member 1a (gene serpinh1a). Gene Ontology annotation, biological process: negative regulation of endopeptidase activity; collagen fibril organization. The record is from RefSeq and is a predicted model, not a curated record. Gene Ontology annotation, cellular component: endoplasmic reticulum. The transcript has 5 exons. Lineage: Eukaryota; Metazoa; Chordata; Actinopteri; Perciformes; Bovichtidae. Gene Ontology annotation, molecular function: serine-type endopeptidase inhibitor activity. The coding region runs from base 231 to 1463 and encodes 410 amino acids.